AUGACUCUGAUGAAUGUAGCGUCUGUUCUGUUGGCCACGGCACGUGCACAUAAAGUUUUACCUGUUCCUGGCGGACCGUACAACAAAAUACCUUUUGGAGGGUCAAUUCCCAACUUGACAAAUCUCUCUGGCGACAACAAAGGUAACUCAACAACUUCUCUCAGUUUCUCGAUCUGUUCCUUACAGCCACCGACAUCGCUGUAUGUCACAUCUGGCUUCUCUUCAACAGUCAUCAUCGUCACACUAGGAUCGAUUCUUGGUGGAAGAGGCAGCUGGAUCUCGUACUUUGUUCUGUCCACACCAACUCUCAUUCCUUCUUCAAUGUCGGUCGGAGACACUCUUUCACCCAAUCCAACAACAAACUUGGCAAUUUGUUUGAUAUUUAUCACGUAUUUCGUUUUUGCGUCGGCCUCUUCUUCUGCGGAAGGCUCAAUCAUCUUGGUACACCGUGCCACUUGCAAUGGUUGUUCUUCGCUCAUUCUCUUCCGGUCAGCGGCCACAUCCCACAAGUUUGGACUCGAGAGACCGGUAUCGGACUCCUCAAUUCCAAUUUUCUCCUUGAUACGGCCUUCCAAUUCUUUCAGGUCUUUCUCAAUGUCGCGGAUCGACUGGCUGUAUGGAGCUGCUCCGUAG
Messenger RNA from Ogataea philodendri, 633 nucleotides. RefSeq lists its product as uncharacterized. The transcript has a single exon. The coding region runs from base 1 to 633 and encodes 210 amino acids. The record is from RefSeq and is a predicted model, not a curated record. NCBI's taxonomy places the organism in Eukaryota, Fungi, Ascomycota, Pichiomycetes, Pichiales, Pichiaceae.